Messenger RNA from Nicotiana tabacum (common tobacco), 1267 nucleotides. NCBI's taxonomy places the organism in Eukaryota, Viridiplantae, Streptophyta, Magnoliopsida, Solanales, Solanaceae. The record is from RefSeq and is a predicted model, not a curated record.
AUCUUUUCACAUAAGACCAUUUUGCAACCUGGAACCGGUUUCUUCACCCAAGUUCACUUUUUUGCACUACAGCAACCACAGCCAGUUAAAACCAUAAGCAAAAAGCAAAACCCAGUUUGAUUCAAACAAGUCUACGCUGUGUGAUUUCUCAAUUGAUGUUCCUUUUCUUUCUUCUCUUUGUAUUAAAUCAAUUUUGUCUGUAUUUCACGCUACAAUGAGAUGCUUUCAUAAACAAAUGUGACGUGUUUAUGUUUACAGCUACUUCCUAUUUUUAUGUCUUAAAUCUUUGAGAACUAUUCAAGAAAAAGAAUCUUUGAAAACAAUCCCCCAAAAAAAUUGAAUCUUUUCCUUUUUCGCCCAGUAGUCUGUUUCCAAAGUUUGGAUUUUUAUUAGAGUACUGUUCAAAUUUCUGAGAUUGAUGGUAUUUUGCAGAAAUGGGGUCCUCUGAACGUUUAAGAUCUUCGCCAAUGGUGUAUAGGAAUCUACUAAAAGCAGUGGAAAAGCACAUAGGGAAGGAAGAACACAAGGUUCAUUUCACUGACUUCAUCAGGGAAGAGUUCAGGAAGAAGAGCAAUCUUGAAUGCCCAAAAGACCCCUCUUUUAUUCAGCGGAGGAUUAAUCUUGCUCAAAAUUAUGCUUACCUUCUCAACAGUGUCCACCAUCAUAAGGACUUGUUAUUUUCUUACAACAUUGCAGUAGAUAGAUCCGAUGAGAUGACAAAAGUGCUGGGCAAAUCUGCUGCAAGUGUGGGGCUCCGCCUUCCUGAUGUUUAUCAGUCUUGAAAGUUGCAAUGGUAUCACGUCAAUGGCGGUUUUCAGAUGAUUCUACAAGGCUGGAAGCUGAAAAUUAGCACUGGUAGCCUAGAUUUGGAUAAGCGAAUAGACGAUAGCAUGUAGCAUUGACAUGGGAAGAACCCCCUCCCCAUUCAAGGGGCUGAAAAACUUGCCAAAAGCAAAUGAAUUGAGCAGUAUCCCUGGAUGUUCUGUCAUGGGAGUGUUAAUUUUUGUCUUAAAACUAUUUAUCUUUGUGGGGAAAAAUAACUUUGUGCUAAUUGCUCAGAGCAGCUUAUUUUGACGACAGGCUUCCAUUAAUAAUUCAUUCUGCAGAUUAUGCUACAUUAUCUCAGUCCAUUUUAUUUGUGGCAAGUUGGUGAAACAAUCUAAAUUCUAGGACAAAUUCUGGUCAAAAGUAUUAAAGAGCUCUAAUUAUUAACAGCAAAGAGCCUUUACUAUCAGUAUUGACAUUUAGAUGUCACUGUUGCCUAUAA